Molecule: messenger RNA, 861 nt
Organism: Chaetomium strumarium
Lineage: Eukaryota; Fungi; Ascomycota; Sordariomycetes; Sordariales; Chaetomiaceae
Exons: 1
Coding region: 1-861 (286 amino acids)
Source: RefSeq, a predicted model, not a curated record
AUGGCACCAACAACCUUCUCCUGGCGGCAGGCUGUCGUGGCCACUCUUUUCGUCGGCAGCGCCUACACCGCGCAGGUUCAACCAAGACAGCUCCUGACUCCGCUGCUUGGCGGAGGAGCCCAAAACCAGAAUCAGAACCAGGACCUUCUCGCUCAGCUCCAGAACCUGCUCCAAGGUGUCGCUGGAGGGGCUCAGGGGCAGAACAACCUCCUCGACCAGCUCCAGAACCUCCUUGGAGGCCAGAACCAAGGCCAAGGCCAGAACACCGAUGUCCUGGGUCAGAUCCAGGGUCUCCUCGGCAACCUCCUCGGUAACCUAGGAGGUGGAGCCGGCGCCGGUGCAGGUGCCGGAGCUGGAGCUGGAAAGGGAGAGGGAGCCGGAAAGGGAGCCGGGCAAGGCGCUGGAGCCGGCGCUACCCCCACUGCAACCGCUACUGCCACCAAGGCCGCGGACGAGGCAGUAGCAACAGCCACGGACAUCGCCAACGUCCCCCCGCCCAUCGUCAACGGCACCAUCGGCAACAACGGCACCGAUAAUAACAACAAUGGCAGGGGGAAGGGUAACGGCAAGGGCAGAGGCAAGGGAAAUGGCAAGGGCAAGGGCAAGGGUGACGGCAAGGGCAACGGCCGAGGCAAAGCCAAUGGCAACAACCGGAACGGAAACGCCAACAACGACCAUGGCAACGCAGCUGCGGGCAACAACGGCGCCGCGACUAUCGCUGACCUCGAAGAGAUUCUCAAGCUUAUCCAGCAGCAGCAACGACAACAACAGCAGCAGGCCGCCCAGGCCCAGGGACAAGCCAGGGCCGGCGGGGUGGCAGGGAGGAUGAGGCGGCGGCGGACUGUGCGGGUGGCCAUGUAA